AGGGCCUCGGGCCCGGGGACCCGUGGAGGAUGAGCUGGCUCUUUCCCCUAACCAAGAGCGCCUCCUCCUCCGCAGCUGGGUCCCCCGGUGGCCUCACCAGCCUCCAACAGCAGAAGCAGCGCCUCAUAGAGUCCCUCCGGAAUUCACACUCCAGUAUAGCUGAAAUACAGAAAGAUGUGGAAUACAGGUUGCCAUUCACCGUAAACAACCUGACAAUUAAUAUUAAUAUAUUGCUUCCUCCACAAUUUCCUCAGGAAAAACCAGUGAUCAGUGUUUAUCCACCAAUACGACAUCACUUAAUGGAUAAACAAGGGGUAUAUGUUACCUCUCCGUUAGUAAACAAUUUUACAAUGCACUCAGAUCUUGGAAAAAUUAUUCAGAGUCUGUUGGAUGAGUUUUGGAAGAAUCCUCCAGUUUUAGCUCCUUCUUCAACAGCAUUUCCAUACCUAUACAGUAAUCCAGGUGGGAUGCCUCCUUAUGCAUCUCAGGGUUUCCCAUUUCUUCCUCCAUAUCCCCCACAAGAAGCUAACAGGACUAUCACUUCUUUGUCUGUUGCUGACACUAUUUCUUCUUCAACAACAAGUUACACACCAGCCAAACCUGCUGCUCCUUCUUUUGGCAUCCUUUCAAAUCUGCCAUUACCUGUUCCUACAACGGACACUUCAGCACCGAUAAGCCAGGAUGGUUUCGGUUACAAGAUGCCAGAUGUACCUGAUACGUUUCCAGAACUCUCAGAACUAAGUGUGUCACAGCUUACAGAUAUGAAUGAACAAGAGGAGAUAUUACUAGAACAGUUUCUGACUUUGCCCCAACUAAAACAGAUUAUUACUGACAAGGAUGACUUAGUAAAAAGUAUUGAAGAGCUAGCAAGAAAAAAUCUCCUUUUGGAGCCCAGCUUGGAAGCCAAAAGGCAAACUGUUUUAGAUAAGUAUGAAUUGCUUACACAGCUGAAAUCUACUUUUGAAAAGAAGAUGCAAAGGCAGCAUGAACUCAGUGAGAGCUGUAGUGCGAGUGCCCUACAGGCAAGAUUGAAAGUAGCUGCACAUGAAGCUGAGGAAGAAUCGGAUAAUAUUGCUGAAGAUUUCUUAGAGGGAAAAACUGAAAUAGAUGAUUUCCUCAGUAGCUUCAUGGAAAAGAGAACUAUCUGCCACUGUAGAAGAGCCAAGGAAGAGAAACUUCAACAAGCAAUAGCAAUGCACAGCCAAUUUCAUGCCCCGCUAUAGAUUUUCCUGAAAACAUAAACUGCCAAGACAGAAAUGACACAAGACUAAGCACAUUUUUACGUAUGAUUUGCAAAUUGGCAUUUCAUCACAGUGGCUGAAUUUAUAGAUAUCCUGUAUAGAUCGUUUAGAGAACUGAGACUGCUUUUGUACAGAUUAGAAUGACUGCUGUGGUCUUUGCUUUGAGAAGUUUUUCUGCACGAUUUGCACUAUAAAUGUUUAUUUAUUGUUGAUCAGUCCUAUCAUAUUUAAAUUCCACUGCUGUUCCUCCGUUAUUAUUAAUUACCUAUGCAUGUAAUUUUAGCUAGUAUCAGUAUUUUAUAAAAUUGCUUCAUUUAAAUUUAUAUUUUUAAUUUGAAACUGCCUCAUUUCUUUAUCAAAAAUGGUUUGUUUAGAUAUUUUUCCUCUCAGUCUUUUUGAAAAAUUACUAUUUUCAGCUGUAGAAAGCCUUAUUUUUCCUUCUUUCCAGAUGAUGAAACUUUCAAAAAACAUUUGUUUUUAAAUAUUCACAGUGUCAGGAAAUACCAAACCUACUAAUGUGCCAUCUCAAGAAAGUAACUUUUAAUACACAGUGUAUCAAGAGAAUACAUCAGCUGCUCAUAUAUUAUUUAAUUUUUAAAAUUAAGGAUGCAUUUAAGAAGCAAUACAGUUAAAUAAUUCUUUUACCUAAUAGAAAAAAAUUGCCUUCCACUUCAUCUAGUCCAACAUAAACUUUCAUACUAAUUUUUUUAUAAAAGUAUCUGAUAAGCUUAUGAUUGGAUAAUGAUAUACUUUCUAAAUUCCUAAUGUUAAAAACAAUCUUUUUGUUAAUAAAUAGUAAAUCUAGACACACAAGUCAAUGAAUUUUUUUGACCUUUACUGUGAGUUAGUUUUUCAUAAGAGAACAGCUUUAGUAAUAAAAUUAAUAUUUAACUUUUAGGCAGUCUAGUUUUUAAUUAAUUUUAUUGAAUUUGCUCUUUAAAUUGUACUAUGUUCAGCAGUUUGCUUCUAACAGUGUUGGAGAAUGAACACAUUUUGUGGGUAGCUGUAAAAGCUAAUAAAGGAGAAAAUCUGUAGCUAUAUGUAUCUGAGGCUUCAUAAGGUUGUGUCUAAAUCACAAAACAGCAUAAUGCAUAUUUUUGUUUAAAUUUCCAUCCCAAUACGUAUUGUUAUUCCAAAUGCCAGCAUAUGGUACUACAGGUUUUUUGGUUUUUCUUAUUCUUUUUCUUUCUGUACACGUUCUUGGCAAUAGAACUUUAGGAAAAACAAAAUUAUUUUCUUAGACUUGAAAAAUAAUAAUCUGUCUUUGUGGAAGAGCAAGUAUUCAUAUGGACUAUAAAUAUAUAAUUGGAAUAAAGAUACUGACUUUCAUAAUUGCCUGUCUCACUGGCACUGUGCUAAGGGCAUGCUGUUUAAUCUUCAAAAUGACCAGACAUGAUUUUUAUGGAUUUGUAAAUGAAAUAACCCGAGGUAAGUGUUUUAAAUUUGUGGCAGUCUUCUGGGUAUUCAGAAACCUUUCCGUAUAAGAAGACCAGCAGGACUUCUAAUUUUCCCAGCAGUCACUGCAAUGGAGGACAUAAUAGCCCCAGUCUAUUGCAAAUAAUCAGUAGCUUUCGUAUAAACUGUGUAGAACCUAUAACAAGAGAAGAGCAGAUCACAGCCAUUUUAAAGGGACAUUAAUUCAUUUGAUCUGCUAAUUUUAUUUAACACCUAUUCAGAGUAAGACACAGUGGAAAUGCUGUACAGUAACUCAAAUAUGGUUUAGGUGCUUAGGUGCUCAUCUGCCUUCCCCUCCACACAAAAACAAACAAACCCCCCCAAACAAACAAAAAACCCACAUUUUCUUACACAGUAAAUUUCCUCUAUGUAAUCACGUAGUGCAUCUCAGUAUUGUUUAAACCAAACUGUCCUGGUUUCAUUCUAUACCAGUUAACAUAGCUUCUUCCUCUUUCCAAAAUUAAUUUAUUAGGCAACUUCCUUACAACCCAGUCAUUAAAAAAGAGGACUUUGAUCAUGAAUAUCUGCAUUAACCAACAGACAAUUUAGUUCAGAUAUAGGUUGUAUAAGUUGUCCAAGACAGAAAAAAAAGUCUUCAUUUGAAUAAUUCUCUGUGAAUUUUGGUUUCUAUUGCAGUAGAAAAAGUAAAUGAGUUUUUGGGUAAUAUUAUGGCUGUGUCUAAAAAGUGGUCAUUUGGAGAAGUGCCAUGGGGAGAAAAACGCCUGCCAAGGCAGAGGUUCUGAUUUUACUUUAACAUGUGAGAGAAGGCCAGAUGGAAAUCAGAAAAUAGAGGAAAGCUUAGGAGUUACUAUUCAGAGUAGAGGUUUGUCAUGGGUAGAAAUUUAAACACUAAUAUCUCAAAUCGAAGAAAGUUGUCUAAAUAAAUGGGAUAUACAGUAAAGAUACCUGUUUCAAAGUUGGAAACAAGAGUAGGAAAUUUAUAUUGGAAUAGAGGCUGUUUGACAGGAAAGUUUGAUCAUAAAUUACAUUUGCUUAAGUUGAAGGAAUUUCAGUGAAAACUGGAAUUCAUUUUUAGGGGAAGAAGGUAAACUUUUUGAUCUUAAAGAAUAAAACCAUAUCCCAAGGUUUCCCCUAUCCUCACCUAACUUUAUUUUUUAAAAAGUUCCUUUGUUGAUUGCUGAAUCAUGGUCAAAGUUUUAUUUACCUACUUCAAAUCGUUAAAUUUUCCCGAGUAUCACUAAAUAACAAGUCACUUGAGCUUUAAAUGUUACUAGUUGGGAAGUAGUCUGCCUUGAGUCAGUUUUAUAUUAGUUUAUUACCUAUGCUUUAAAACAGGUGCCAUAAAUAAAAUACUUCCUGAUUGAUGUUCGAUUUAAAAUGAAAAUGUGCUAUUAGAGAUUUUAGUCUUUUGGAUUGGCCAUGCUCUUUCAAGACCCUGUGAAAGCAUAGUAAAGUUUUAAUAUGCAGUAAAUGUAACUUUUUAUAUAAAUAUCAGUGUUAGAUUAACUUCUAAUAUGUAGUGUAAAUGAACAUAUGUAUAAAUUAUAGUAUCUUGUAAAAUGGGGAGGCUGAAAAAAGAGUUUAUGUGUCUGAUGUGAAAGACAUCACAUUAAAGACAUUUUAAAAUAUCAAAUAUUUAUACUAUUUGUGUUUCAAAAUAAAUGCAUAAUUUUGUUUCAUAUAUGUACUGUGUCAUUUUUUAAAUAAUUUUUAUUUCUCUGUUUUUGUAGAUAUAAACUGCCAAAUGGAAGAAGUUAAAAUCUCAUCCUCAGUAUCAGGCAAAGAAGUUUCUAAGAGUUGAUAACUACAGGAAUGGCAUGUAGUAAGUUGUGUUAUAAAAAUGCAAAAUCCAUUACAACUAUAUCCUAUUUCAAGUAUCAUUAAUAAGGUAUUACUGUAUACACUAAAUUGCAGAAAAUGAACAAAUAUUCCUCAGUAGAGUAUGCUUAAAUUUUAUAUUCUAAAAGAAUUACACUUGUUUUAUUUAUAUUAACAGAGUACUUUUAUAUUACACAUCCCUAAUAUACUAGAGUUCUGUUUUUAAGUGAUUAACACAUAAAUGAUUACAGUUGACUUUUGAACAGUAUGGAGGUUAGGGGCGCCUACUUCCUGCACAGACAAAAAUCUAUGUACAAUUUUUAACUCCUCAAAAAUUUAGUCACUAGUAGCCUGCUGUUGCCUAGAAGCCUUAUUGAUAACAUAAACAAUUGGUUACCACAUAUUUUGUUAUACAUAUAAUUAUACUGUAUUCUUAUAAUAAAGUAAGCUAGAGAAAAAAUGUUAAAAUCAUAAGAGAAAAUACAUUUAUACUACUGUACUUUAUUGAAAAAUAAACUUCAAACUGAUAUUGUCCAAGGGUCAACUGAA
Molecule: messenger RNA, 5024 nt
Organism: Ailuropoda melanoleuca (giant panda)
Lineage: Eukaryota; Metazoa; Chordata; Mammalia; Carnivora; Ursidae
Gene: VPS37A
Product: VPS37A subunit of ESCRT-I
Exons: 12
Coding region: 30-1223 (397 amino acids)
Biological process (GO): protein targeting to vacuole; ubiquitin-dependent protein catabolic process via the multivesicular body sorting pathway; protein targeting to membrane
Cellular component (GO): ESCRT I complex
Source: RefSeq, a predicted model, not a curated record